Messenger RNA from Biomphalaria glabrata, 3204 nucleotides. Its product is annotated as inositol-tetrakisphosphate 1-kinase-like. Gene Ontology annotation, cellular component: cytoplasm. Gene Ontology annotation, biological process: inositol trisphosphate metabolic process. Gene Ontology annotation, molecular function: inositol-1,3,4-trisphosphate 6-kinase activity; magnesium ion binding; inositol-3,4,5,6-tetrakisphosphate 1-kinase activity. Bases 135 to 1364 code for a protein of 409 amino acids. NCBI's taxonomy places the organism in Eukaryota, Metazoa, Mollusca, Gastropoda, Planorbidae. The record is from RefSeq and is a predicted model, not a curated record. The transcript is spliced from 10 exons.
UUUGCUAUUCACCAAUGUUUACUGGGCUAAACCAGUCAAGGAACCCGUGGUUAUGCCAUAAAUGUGAUGUACUAAUGUAAACUUCAUUGUAAUUUUAGUCUCUUAUGGAUACGGACUAACACAUCAUCAUUACCAUGCGCCGAGUUGGAUAUUGGAUUAGCGAGAAAAAGAGGAAAAAACUUGACUUCGAAGAACACCGAGAAAGAUUUCGGAAUGCUGGGAUUGAACUUGUACAGAUCGAUCUCAAGCAACCCCUGGAGAAGCAGGGCCCCUUUGAUCUGUUGGUGCACAAGGUCACUGACCUGCUGGCAAGAGCCUAUGAUGGGCACCAGUCUUCCGAAAGAGCUGUUCAAAACCUGGAGACAUACAUCCAGCAACAUCCUGAAUGUAUAGUUUUGGAUCCAUUUGACAGCAUCCGUCGUCUGCUGGACCGUUACACUCAGUACCAAAGGGUCUCAUCUGCUGAUAUGAUGAAAGAUAAUCGCUGCAUGAUUCCAACAUUUGUUGAGUUGAACUCUGUUGAUGUUGAAGUCAAUAAGGAAAAACUUGCCAAGGCUAAUGUUACAUUCCCCUUGGUAUGCAAGCCUAUUCUGGCCCAUGGAUCAACGUAUGCUCACCAGAUGUCAAUUAUCUUCAAUGAAGACUCCUUGAAGGACAUAACUCCACCUUGUGUGGCCCAGUCUUUCAUAAACCACAAUGCUAUCUUGUACAAGAUUCUAGUUGUUGGCUGUAAGCAAUUCAUCAUUCAAAGACCUUCUUUGAAAAAUUUAUAUCCUGGACCUCAUCCUACAAUCUUCUUUGACACACAGGAAGUGUCUAAAGCAGACUCAGACCAUCCACUCAAUGCUGUGGAUUAUGCUACUCUAGAAAAUCAGCCCACCAAACCUGACUGGGUUUACCUUGACCGUCUGGGUCAAAGUAUGAGAGAAGCUAUGGAGCUAGACUUGUUUGGUUUUGAUGUCAUUAUGGACAGUGAGACUAAUCAAUAUGGUAUUAUUGAUAUCAACUUUUUUCCAGGUUUUGAAGCCAUUGACAAUUUUUUCGGUAUCCUGCUUGAGCACAUUGUCAAAGUUUUGGAUGCAAAGGACAGGGGAGAAUUGGUGAAUGGCCGUCUGAAGCCUCCACCACAUGACCCAGCAUGUGUGAACAUUUUAAAUCAGCUGAAUCUUGAGGCACGCAGGGCAUCUGAAAACCAAUUAAACUGCAUGGCUAAAUCCCCGGUGACCACUUCCUCGCCUGUCAUAGAUCUCAGCCCAAGAAGCCAGGAAAAGAAUUUACUGGAAGAGAAACCCUGCAGUUUUUACUUAAGCGGGAAUAAUAAUUUGAUUGAGGCUAGUGAUGCUGGCCCUGGUGAUUCUCAGUAAGUUGCAGAGAUCAGACUCAUCAUAGGCAAGCUGGUGAUCUUGCGUCUGUAUUUUGAAAUAUCUGUGUCCUUGUUACUGCUGUAGUCAGUCAUGUACAGACUUAACUGUAAAUAUUUCACAAUACUAUUUCCAGCUUGUUUAUUUAGAAUUUAAAAUUACAGGUUUCUACAUUUUUUUUCCAUUCAUUGUAAUCUUAUAUAUUGUGUCAUUUUUAUAGCCAAUAAUGAAACUGUAUAUUGAAUUGUAUUAUAGACUAGAUUAUUGAAAAACAUUAUUUAAUUUUUUUUUAUAUUUUGUAAUGAAUUACACAAUUAAUCUGCUUUGUUUUGGUUACUGUUUUUUUUUUUUUUUUUUUUUUUGAGAAAUUACUUUUGCACUAAGCCAAAUGAAUGCUGAUUCAUUUUCUUCAAUUCAAGCUUGAAAGUGCUAAAUUUCUUGAUGUGGAUAUUUUAACUCUAUAGCAAUAUCAUUUUAGUAGUGCAGCUAAAUGUUAUGUUUACACAGGCUGUUGAAGUAUGGUACCCCCCCUCCCCCCCCCCCCCUUCCUUUUUUUUUUAUUUGCUAAAUAUUAUUUACCAAUGAUUUUAUGCUGUAGGAGAUAUUUUUAGUCCCAAUAUUUUCUAGACACCCCCUUUCCCCCUGCCCAAGGAAUUCUACUAGACCUAGUAGGUGUAUCUAUUUUGAUGAAUGUGAAGUCUAGUGUGAUUAAUGUGCCACCUGGUUUACACAACUAAUGGCAUCCUCAUGAAUAUGCUGACUUCUUAAGUUUAUAUCUGCAGGGUUUUUUGUUUGUUUUUGGUUUAAUUAAUCAUGGAUAAUCAAUAAAGCUUUUUUUUUUUUCUUCCAAACCUAUGCAAUUCGCUCACUGAUGCAGUCAGAUUUGAAAAGUACUAGUGUUUGACUAACUUUGUAGUACUUCUUGUUAUUACCAUCUUCAUAGUGUGUGACAUCAUUCCUCUUACUAGAAGAGCUAGUGGAGAGACAAUUUUUAGUUGAAAAUAUUUCUAUGUGAUAUUUAUACCUAUUUAAAAACAAUUUUUUAUGUUUAGGUUUGAAAUGGUAUCAGUUUGUAUUUCCUGCUAAAGACAUUGAGUUGAGCCAUAUGUUGCUCACUUCCUUUUGUAUGUUGCAAUGAUCUUGUUGACACUGUCCAGCAAUUUUAGCAACACAUUGUCUCGACUGGAUCCUUCUUUUAUGCUGUGGACGUUUUUAAUUUCAACUUUUUAUGAUAUUGUUGUUGAUUUACUAUUGUCAAUUGUUUCUUGUUGAUGACUUGAAUCGCAUCAAAAGGUGGAAAGUGGAGGCUGGGUGUUUGGGAUUGGUUCUUAAAAUGAUAUAGUUCUCUGGCAACACGACAUUAAUGUUUGGAAUUCAUCACAGAAAUUGUAUUUUUUGGGCAGAUAAGUUUCUUUGUGCUACUGACCUCUCAUUGAACUGCUCCAUGACAAGUCAUCAACCAUCUUUACUUUGAUGUGAUCUCAUCACCUUUUUCUUUUUGUUCACUUGAUGGACCAACUUAGUUUUAAGUAACAACUAGGAAAAGAAACACAUUUUGAGACCAAAUUAUCCAAAUUGUUUUGUUUUUUUUCAUAUGAGAACCAUUUUUUGUAUUAAAAUGAGGUUGGGUUGUACCUUGUUAUAUUUUACCAGCACAUAUGAUCUAUGUACAAAGUAGUGUUUAUUAAUGAAAAUGAUACAAGUGUUUUUAAAUCAACUGAGAGCUGAUCAUGCAUUGUCACAUUUAUUCUCCUUUAGUUACACAUAGUUGGAUUUCAUUCAAGGAUUUCAAAUUUGUAGCUUUAUUUGUAAAAAGUAUUGGACAUUUCAAAAACAAAAUUCU